Messenger RNA from Sorex fumeus (smoky shrew), 3165 nucleotides. Its product is annotated as kinesin-like protein KIF20B. Lineage: Eukaryota; Metazoa; Chordata; Mammalia; Eulipotyphla; Soricidae. The record is from RefSeq and is a predicted model, not a curated record. The transcript is spliced from 25 exons. Gene Ontology annotation, cellular component: spindle microtubule; nucleus. Gene Ontology annotation, molecular function: microtubule binding; ATP binding; plus-end-directed microtubule motor activity. Gene Ontology annotation, biological process: microtubule-based movement; mitotic spindle assembly.
AUGGCGUCCAAUUUAAAUCAAGAUGAAUUGCCUGGACUAUCUGAUGUUAUUAGUGCUGACCCAGAGGUAAGACCUUCAGAAAUAAAUUUUGAUGCCAUUAAGCUUGAUCUCUCACAUAAAUUUUCCUUAGUUGCUUCGAACAAUGAGACAAGCAGUUUGGAACCCACAGAUUAUCUCCAAGUUUAUCUUCGGGUGAGACCAUUCACACAAUCAGAAAAAGAACAAGAGACUCAGGGUUGUGUUUAUAGUUUAGACUCCCAGACUAUUAUGCUGAAAGAUCCUUAAAGCAUCCCUGAUAGGUUAAGUGAGAAAAGUUCUACGCAGAUGGCACAGAAAUUCAGUUUCUCUAAGGUUUUUGGCCCAGAAACUACACAGAAGGAAUUCUUCUGAGAUUGUACUCUGCAGCAAAUAAAAGACCUCUUGAAAGGAGAAAGUCGGCUGAUUUUUACUUAUGGGCUAACAAAUUCUGGAAAAACAUAUACUUUUCAGGGCACGAAAGAGAAUGUUGGCAUCCUGCCUCGGACUUUGAAUGUACUAUUUGACACUCUUCAGGGAAGACUAUAUACGAAAAUGAAUCUUAAACCACACAGAGCCAGAGAAUAUUUACAAUUGUCACCAGAUCAAGAGAAAGAAGUUACUAGCAAAAGUGCAUUGCUUCGGCAAACUAAAGAGGCUGCUAUGCAUCAUGACAGUUAUGAUGCUCUUCAUGGGAGUUCGACGAACUCUUUGAGUACUUCAGAGUUUGAAGAAUUUAUGAAAGAUUGUGAACAGUCCUGCUUGAACAUGGAUGAUAGCAUAAAGUUUUCUAUUUGGAUUUCUUUCUUUGAGAUUUACAAUGAAUGUAUUUAUGACUUGUUUGUUCCUGUAUCUUCUAAGCUCCUAAAGAGAAAUAUGCUAUGCCUUUCUCAGGAUGUAAAGGGCUAUUCUUUUAUAAAAGAUCUACAUUGGAUUCAAGUGUGUGAUUCCAAAGAAGCAUACAAACUUUUAAAACCAGGAAUAAAGAAUCGGAGUGUUGCCUUUACUAAACUGAACAGUGCUUCAAGUAGAAGUCACAGCAUAUUUACUAUACGAAUAUUGAAGAUCAAAGAUUCUGAGAUGCCUCAUGUAACACAAGUCAGUGAACUGUCAUUGUGUGAUCUUGCUGGUUCAAAAAGAAGCAUGAAGACACAAAAUGAAGGUGAAAGUUUAAGAGAAACUGGGAACAUCAACACUUCUUUAUUGGCUCUGGGAAAGUGUAUUAAUGUUUUGAAAAAUAGUGAAAAGUCAAAGUUUCAACACGUGCCUUUUAGGGAAAGUAAACUGACUCACUAUUUUCAAAGCUUUUUUAAUGGUAAAGGGAAAAUAUCUCUGAUUGUCAACAUCAGUCAGUGCUGUUUUGCCUAUGAUGAAACACUCAAUGUGUUGACGUUCUGAGCCAUUGCACAAAAGGUUUGUGUUCCAGAGUCUUUAAAUUCCUCUCAAGAGAAAUCUUUUGGAUCUAUCAGAUCUUCUCAAGAUGUAUCACUAGACAUUAAUAAUUCAGAAAAUACAGUAUUAAAUGUAAAAAGAUCCACUAUUGCAUGGGAUCUUCUAGAUGAAGAUUUGGUUGAAGAUCUAGAAAAAAAUGAAGAAAAGCCAAGUAUGGAAACUGAACUAACUGAUGACGAUCUAGAUAAAACAGUAGAGGAAGCCAAUAUAAAAAUAAAAGUAUCUGUAAUGCAUGAUGAAGAGAAAUUAAUGAGGGUUAAAAUUAAUGAACUGGAGAAAAAGAAAAACCAGGGUUCCCAGGAAAUAGAUAUGAAACAGCGAACCAUUCAGCAACUUACGGAGCAGUUAAAUAACCAAAAAGCAGAAGAAGCUAUUCAACAGUACGAGAAAGUAUGCAGAGAAUUGGAGAAAUUGAAAGAAAGGUACAAAGAUCUGGAAACCAAAAAAGAUCAAAGGUCAAAUAAAGAACUUAAGGAUAAUGAAGAUUCAUUUAGUAAAAAGCUCAGUAAGCUUCAAGAUGAGUUACAGGAAUAUGAGCAGAAAUAUAAAGCUGAUAGAGAGAAAUGGUUGGAAGAAAAAAUGAUGCUAAUCACUCAAGCAAGAGAAGCUGAGAAUCUAAGAAACAAGGAAAUGAAAAAAUUUGUUGAAGACAGAGAACGUUGUUUAAAGCAAGUGUGCUUACACGCAGUUGGUUAUGGCACACUGGAGAUCGCAGACUUUGUUGUGGUGCCAAGGAUCACAAACUGCAGUGCUGCUGGGAUUACGCUCAGCAGCAUGGGGGAAAUGCUUACGGCACAGCUGACAGAGAAAGAUAGUAACCUUCAGAAGUGGCGAGAAGAACGUGAUCAGCAGGUUUCAGCAUUGGAAAUACAACUCAAAGCUCUUGCCUCCAGUAACAUACAUAAAGACAAAGAAAUUGAACAGUUGAAGAAGAGCGCCAUAGAAAAUUCUAAAACAGCAGAGAGCUCAGAAAUGGAAUGCACAGAGCCUGGCAGAGAUUCUGGCAGAGCUGACCCCCAGUCAACAAGUUUUGAAGUUUGUAGCAAUGAAGUCGAGGAUGGAUCUGGCGUCAUUGACUCUUGUGAAGUGUCAACAGAAAAUAAUCCAACAACUCGAUUUUCAAAACCCGAGUUAGAGAUUCAGUUUACCCCCUUACGGCCAAACGUAAUGGCAGUGAAACACCCCGGCUGCUCCUCACCAGUGACAGUUAGGAUUCCCAAGGCCCAGAAGAGGAAAAGUAGUGAAAUAGAGGAGAAUUUGGUGAAAUGUGAAAAUAAGAAGAAUGCUACACCCAAAACCAAUCCGAAAUCCCCUUUUCCAGAGUGCAGAAAUUCUCCCAAAAAGGAACAACAGGUUUGUCUUUUGAUUUCAUCUAAGAAAACUUAUUCUUUACAAAUUCAAGCCUACAAUGUUAGUAUUAGCUUGACUACUAAGGAGAAAGAAGAAACGUUACAGAAAUUUGGAGACUUCUUACAACAUUCACUAGCAAUUCUCCAGUCAAAAGCAAAGAAGAUAAUUGAAACAAUGAGUUCUUCAAAGCCCUCAACUGUAGAAGCAAGUAAAGAAAAUGAGUCUCGACCGAAAUGGAAAUUGCACACACAUGAAAUUAAAUCUCCUGUUGAUAUAUCUGUCCAAGUGAUUGUGAUGAACCGGAAAAUGAUCGUGAGAUUCUUAAUCGAUGACUUCGAGCUAAAAUAG